This is a messenger RNA of Culex quinquefasciatus (southern house mosquito), 9981 nucleotides long. RefSeq names its product histone acetyltransferase KAT6A (gene enok). Gene Ontology annotation, cellular component: nucleosome; MOZ/MORF histone acetyltransferase complex. Bases 417 to 9677 code for a protein of 3086 amino acids. Gene Ontology annotation, biological process: regulation of DNA-templated transcription; nucleosome assembly. Gene Ontology annotation, molecular function: histone acetyltransferase activity; DNA binding. NCBI's taxonomy places the organism in Eukaryota, Metazoa, Arthropoda, Insecta, Diptera, Culicidae. The record is from RefSeq and is a predicted model, not a curated record. The transcript has 7 exons.
UAUCAAUGGACAAAGUUGGUUAGCGCUGGCAACACCUUAAUGCGCGGGCUUCAAACGAAAAAAUAGCCAUUUUGUCAAAGAAGUACGCAGUGGAAGCAAUGUAUAUUAAUAGAAAAAAAAGAUUUAUCGAUGAUUCGCUGAUUAAUUAAACUGUUAUCAAUCGUGCAGUGGGUGAAUGGUGAUCGAAAGAACACAAUUUCGAUAAAGAUUGCAUUUGAGUGAGCGGGAAAAAGGUGGUUUUCAUCGAAAUAGGAAAAAGUUUCGUGUUGGCUGCUAAAACAUUUAGCGCUGGGAAUUAUUUUUCAGUUGUACCCUGAAAAAUCUUUGUUUAAUCAUCCAAACGCUGCUUCGUUAUGGAGUAGCGGUUGUUUCGACAGAAAGGCUGUAAUUUUUGGAAAAAUUAACAGAUUGCAACCAUGCGUGAAAACAGUGACGACGUCAGUCCGCACGUGUGGAAAGAAUGGAUCCUCGAGGCCAUACGGCGCAUUCGGUGCCAGAAGCAGCGCCCGAGCGUCCAGCGAAUCUGCCAGGCGAUCGGCAGCCAUCACAAGUUUCACGAGGACAUUGUGGCCGAGAAGCUCGAGGAAGCGGUGGAAGCGGGCGCCGUACUGAAAGUAUACAACAAAGGAUUGCACUCCUAUAAAGCACCAACCAACACACAACGUCGUGUAACGGCAGUUACGAACAGCAGUGAUCUGUCACGUUUGGUAGCGAAAGCGGUUCGUGACCUGGGCGAGUGUGAUGGGUCGACGUUAAAGUCGAUCGAAAACUACGUUCAACAAACAAACAAUUUGAACAUCAUGUCUGACACAGACUACAACCAAGUAAUCAAAAGUUCAAUCCGGAUUGCACUUGCCGAAGGAAGCGUGGUGCAGGAAGGCAAACUGUACAAGCUUGGCAGUUCUGCUAAAAACGUGGUCAAGAGAAAAUCAAACUCUCCCAAAAAGAGAGACAAACCCAGCAAUGAAAUUCCUGCAAAGAAAUCAACAAACACCGUGUGCGUCGAGUGCCUCGGCACGGACACGAAAGGUCCAGCGGGCGGUCCGGAACCACUCAGUUCUUGUAACGGGUGCGGCAUGUCGCUGCACAACAAGUGUGCCAGCGGCGAUUCCGACCUGGUUCCGCCCCUUUCCGUGCUGGUGACGCGGGGCAACAAAUGGUUCUGCGAGGAAUGUCGAUCCUGUGACGCUUGCGCAACGCAGAACGAACGUGGGCCGUGCGUGCUGAGCUGUGGUAACUGCCCCAAGGCGUUCCACUUCUCGUGCAUGGAUCCCGGGUUAAGUGACUUGAAGAAAGUUAAAACAAUCUGGAGGUGCGUUGUAUGUUUGAACAAUUACAACAAAACCGCCAAGGCAGAGGUCGGUUCCCCAAGCAUUGAAACACAAAUCCGAAAGUUACCUGAAGCAUUGGAGGAAAAAAGAAAGAAGAAAUCAACACAGGAUAGGCACGUACAGCAAGGAGCUCAACCGGUCGAUUUGAACCAGUCUCCAACGGCGCGCCAUUCGGGUGCGUCGGUCAAGUCAUCAUCUAAAGCGAGCGGUGCUAAAAUUAGUAACGUUCGUCGUAUUAAGCAGCCCCAGUUAUCAUCUCCCGAGUCGCCGGAGCGGAAAGAGGAAUUGCCUGGUAAACUUUUCAAUUCAUUUACUUCUACCAUUGUUCCAACCCCGGUGACCAAGAACGUCACAUCCAAGAACGAAGCAAGGGUUCCAAGUCUUUUUCUCAAUGGAAAUGUGUCACACUCGUAUCGCUCACAAUUUGAAACAAGCCAGUCGCCAGCCGACCAUAGAAUGGUUGCAGGCGCGAACAGCUAUUCAAACGAUGAAAUGAAAUGUUCAAACUUGUCUGGUCCUCCCAAUAAGCGGUCCAAAGUAACUUCUAGAUCUGGCAGUGAUAAAGUUCACUCGGGUCCAAGCUUUUCAAAAAGUUACUCUAAUAAAGCAGGUCCCAUUGCCAAUUGCCGAGAUUUCAACUUGUCCGAUUCGUCCUCGGAAUCGUCAAGUAGUGAUAACGAAGACGAUAACUAUUCCUCAAGUGAGAGUUGCACGUCCAGCUCAAACAGUAAUGACUUAUCCGGGGACAGUUCGUCCGAUGAACUCGAGUUAAAAACUAACAACAACUGUGAUAAAAUGCAAACAAAUCCGGCAAUAUCUGGUAGUGUUAAUACCAUGGACAGUAGAAUAAUCGCAUCUCAAGCGAGCUCAAAGUCGGUAAUGACCAGCCAGAACACAGCAGCACUGGCGUUCGGCAGUAAUAUGUUUAGCAGCAACGAAUCGUGGGGGUUUGCGGCGGAGGCUAAGAAAAAUAUUGACAUAUUUUGUCCCAAAUCAUCUAGCGACCCAAAGCAACUGACUACGAGUAUCGGCUUACCAGCAGCGUCGGUUCUGUCGGAUAAAAAAAAUCGUCUAAACGUUAAACCGAGAAAAAAAGAUACUCCAACGGCAAAUUGCAACUUGUUCCAAACCGUAGCGUCCGCUACUAAUGUAGCAGUCUUAGGAGAAAGACAUUUUCAAAAGACGCAGAAUGCAUCAACUGACACUCUGUCCGCAGGAUCCUCGUUCAAAGAAACGUCCAAAUGUGUGGAAAAGAGCUUGAAAUCCAGCAAACAGAAAGCAUCGGCCUUAAAUUUGAAACAUGAAAGCAAGAAAACGACAGAAACUUGCAACAAAAGCACAAUUUUAAGCCGCUGCUUUUCAUCGUUGAAAAACAACCAGCAGCAAGCCAUCAAGGACAAUUACAACUUGUUCAUGAGAUCCAUUGGAGAGGAAGGAAUGCCAGACAAGCUAUCCCCGAGCAAGCUUGUUAAGAAAGCGAUCAAUGAAAAACACUUUGACCAGCACAAAAAGCGAAACUUAACGAAGACUGACCCACAAACGCAAAAAAUGUUCAACACCGCCAAGUUGAAAGCUCUCGAAGGCGACAAUAGUGAACUUCUUACAGGCGAAGCCCCAACAGCAAACAAGCAGAAGACGAAAUCUUCUUUCGCCACAGAUUCGGUUGGAAAAGCUGCGACAGAAUCCUUGCACCAUCCAUCUUCCUCUCGAAUUGAACAACCUCCGUUGCCGAAUGGAGUCACCAAGAACGACGUCGAUCUGUACAAAGAAGUUCGCGAGCAGGCAACGCAUUCGCUGGCCGAGCUGAUGAGUCUCAAUACCAAAGUUUCAUUCGUUCGAGACACCACACCCGAGCCUGUGCUGCCUAAAAAGCCCCUUCAAUCGUCCAAGCUGCAGUCACCGUCAAAGUUCAUGGCCGCGCAAGAGCGAUGUCCUGCUGCCAUAGAGUUUGGGAAAUACGAAAUACAAACCUGGUAUUCGAGUCCAUUUCCUCAGGAAUAUGCAAGGUUGCCAAAGCUGUUUUUGUGUGAAUUUUGCCUAAAGUACACCAAAAGUAAGGCGGUUCUUCAGCGGCAUCAGGACAAGUGCACCUGGCGGCAUCCACCGGGAACGGAAAUCUAUCGCUGCAACGACAUUUCCAUCUUUGAGGUGGACGGCAACGCAAACAAGAUUUACUGUCAAAACCUUUGUUUGUUGGCGAAGUUGUUUCUGGACCACAAGACGCUGUAUUACGACGUGGAGCCGUUUUUGUUCUACGUGCUGACCAAGUACGACCGGAAGGGCUAUCAUUUGGUAGGUUACUUCUCAAAAGAGAAACAUUGCCAGCAAAAGUACAACGUGUCGUGCAUAAUGACAAUGCCGCAGUAUCAGCGACAGGGCUUUGGAAGGUUCUUGAUAGAUUUUAGUUAUUUGUUAAGCCGGGAGGAAGGGCAACCCGGAACCCCUGAGAAACCGCUCUCUGAUUUGGGUCGUGUAACGUACCAUGCAUAUUGGCGGUCCGUAGUACUAGAAUAUUUGCACAAUAACAGAAGUCGGUUCGUUUCUCUGAAAUCCAUUUCACGGGAAACUGGAAUUGUGAUUGCCGAUGUUGCGCUUGCUUUUCAGUUGUUGAAUUUUGUCAAAUAUAUUAAAGUUGAACAGGGCAGCUUCAAGAUUUAUAAACCGGUCAUUUGCAUAGACUGGGACAUCGUGAACAAGAACAACGAGCGAUUGUUGAAAUCUAAAACCAGGCGAACAAUCGACAAAGAAUGUCUGCGCUGGACUCCGCUGCUGUUGGUGGCACCGACGUUUGUCGAAAGUGAUCUAAGUCCGGACCAUUUACCGGCAGAGGACAAAAGAUUGAAGCAAGAGAAGGUUGAGGAUCUUGCUCCAACUCCGGAGCCGGACACUGGCAAACAACAUCCAAUCUCGGUAGUGGCUGCUUUGCAGAGCGAUGUUUGCGAGGAGUUCAGAGGCGUUAAGAAGCGAGGCAAGAAAUCAUUCACGUCGUUCAAGGCCAACAAAAGAUUCAGCAGCAGCGAAAAGCGGCCGGUUAUUCCGGCUCAGCCAGAACCGUCUACAGCGCCAGUUCAAGAGAAAAGCGAAGUUCCAACUCCGGUUAUAUCAACGUCUGCGGCUGGACGCAAACGGGUUCGUCCCAACAAGUUCGAUGAUACCACGUACGAUUUGAUGGUAAAAUCGCCACCCGCAUCACAGCUAGCCACAACAUCCGACAAGCAUGACUUCAGAAAGCGAAGGCGGUCAGAUGUGGCAAACACUGGUGAAAGUGACCCAAAGCGAACCCGUCUGUCUACCGAUGCUGAGGCAGAAAAAGCGACAAAGCCGAAUGCGAGCACCUCUCGGAAACACAAGCAACGAGUUCCAUCGCCUGAGCCGGAGCUAAAACCCCCGUCCGAGUUGCGGAAAAACUCAGGACUGGCCAUGGACCAAAGUGAUACGGAAAAUGCCGCCAGCGAGGAGAAGCCGCUCGACGAGGAACCAGCUUGCCGAUCACCUGAUGUGCCACUUAAAAGCAAAAGGCGUGCUAUCCAGCGGCUCGGAAGUCGCAAUUCCACCCGGAUCGCUGCUUCGUCUGUACCUGCAGAAGAAGUAUCGAAGGAAAUGAGUCCAGUUGUUAAAAGACAGGCAACUCUUCCGGAGUUGCUUCGUGCCAAACAGGCUUCACUUUCGGCAAAGGAUAGCGGCAGAGCGAGUCAGGAAUCUCAAGGAAGCAACUCGAUGGACAUUUGUUCAAAGACUGAUUCGGAAGAAUCAAAGCCAUCGGAAGUGGAAAACCAGCUGAGCAGUAGUAAAGCUGAUUCAACGGGUGAAGUUUCGUCCGGGGAAGCCGAUGAUGAGAUGGAAGAAGAGAAUGAACGAACUUCAGACAAAGCUUCUGUUCUGACCACUACAAACGAACCUGUAACAAAGCAAGCCACCAUGUUGGUUUCACUCGGGCCGACCCAUUCAAAUGAACCGCCCGCCUUGGACGAGCCGCAAAAGUCCCCCGGAGAAUGUCGAGAAGACGAGCGAAACGAAACUAAACCAAUCGAUUCGGAGGUUGAUGCCGGAAGUGCCACUGAUAGCGUCGUCAAUCAGCAUACAAACCAAGUAUUGGAGAAAUCACCGGAAAAGAAGGAGGAAACGCCUGAAGCUGCUGUUGCGGAUGCAGACUGUGAGAAAAAGAAUGAAAACAGUCAAGUUCAAGUUAACGCCGAAAGCGAAGAACAGGAGAAGGAGAGUUCCCUCGAAGCGGCACCAGAGUUAAUAGCUGAGGGGACCAGUGAUCCAGACAAGCCCGUAGACAAUCCCGCGAUUGAUGGCGUAACUGAGAGCGUUUCGGAGAGUUCAAAGCCGCCAGGAAAAGAAGUUGAGCAAGUAGUCCAACCAAAUUCCUCAAAACAGCAAACAGAUUCACCAACUGAUCAAUCUGUAUCUCCCUGCAUAGAUCUGAAGGUAGAGGACUUGCCUGACUCACAGCGGUCGGAUAAUGCAUCGCCGAAGAAGCUAUCGCCGGAUGCGCCCGAAGAUGCGUUGUGCGAGGAGAAAAAGGAGAAAUUUAUCAACAGUACAAAUUGUAACAAAGAAAUUGUUGACGCAAAUAAAGAAGCUUCGCUGAACGAAAAAGUAGAACAAAUUUCCGUUAUAACAGAAUCCAAAUCAAGUUCCACAACUACUACGGAAUCGUCGGCGGAUUCCGGUGGUGUUGUUAAGCAAGUCGAGAAACCUAGUCCGACAAAACACGAGCAGCAAACAUUUUUUCUUCCCGUAAAUCAAAGCUCGGAAACCAGCGGCAGUAAUACAGCAAGUGUUUUGAAAAUAAAUGAAAACUAUGACAAGAACCAGGAAUGUCGAAGACCCAAGAUUAUUGUCGAUGUAAAGUCUAGCACUGAAAAUUCUAAGAAAUCUCCUGAAAAAGAGGUUCCUGGUGACAAUGUAUCGUUUGAGGGCGAUGAAAACAAAAAUUCCGUGAAAAAUCUGCAUAGGGAAACCAAGGCAGAAGACAGUGGCAAUGCAUGUUUGGAUAAUGUCUCGUACGUCGGCAUGGUGGAUAGCGCCGGAUCUCAUAAGAAAAAGUUCAUCAAAAGUGCAGCCGAAGAGGCCAACAAACUGGCCGAGACAGAUCAAAUUCCAAAGGAAAAGUCGGUGAUUCAGCAGUGUGAAGAUGUACGAUGUUUUCCAACGCUACCGGUGACGGUUGCAGUGAGCACAGCCGUAACCGUUCAAGCGAAAUCCUACGAACAAAGCAGCAUACCUUCCAUCAAGAACGUUGACGUGAAAAAGGAAACAUCACCAAAUAAAUUUCCCAAAACUGAAUCGUCGACUCAGUAUCGGCAACUUUCCCCAAACAAUGCUGAUAAAAUUGUGGACAACAAACCUUCAGUUGGUGCACACGAGAAUGAGAACUGCACAGACGCAAAAAAGUUCAAAGAGAAAUCGGUUGCUGUCGAUGAUACUAAAAAGGUGAAAUCUGAUUUUAAGAAAACGCAAAGCACAAACGUGAAGUCGGAAACGAAAAAUGAAAACGCGAAAGCACGAAAUGAACAAGAUUUAAGUAAUUUUAGUGGAAAUGUGUUGAAAAGACCAGAAACUAUCAAAAAGGAAUCACAGAAAAGCACAUCAUCGUCGAGUGUCAACAGUAGUGCAAAGAAUAGUUAUGGGUCAGAGUUGCUAAAACAAAACAUGACAAACCAAGAUGGUAACAAAAUGGGUGGUAACGUUUCUAGCAACAACGCAAAUUCCAGGACGGACAAGUAUGUUUCGAAACAUAACAUGCAUGAUACGAAAAUUGAUCUCAAUAAGAUAGCUCCACAGUUUCCUGCAAUUAAUCAACUACCCAACUAUCACACAACCUCUCAGUAUUGGCAAUUGGAUCCGUAUUAUCAAGGAUAUAAUUUGUCCCACCUGGAUGCCUCUAAUCAAAAAUCACCUAACAAGUUUCAUCUUGACCUAGCAACAUCGAUGGCGUACGGCAGUUUUCCACCUAAUAUAUAUCAAACAGCAUUCCAACAACAUCAGGAGCAACAAUAUCAGCAGCAUCAGCAAUCCUACCAGACAAAAGAGCGCCAGAACCAAAGAGUUGACAAGAAAAGUCAAAUGAAUUUGAACAGUGGCAGUGACAUACACAAAUCAAACAAAGCCAUGAAGGCAAUGGAAGAAUCCAAGUUUAACAAAAGUGCCACUGAACAUCAGACGCAACAGCAAAUGUCUGGUGUUAAUAUGACUGUCAACAUAGACGGUAUUUCAUGUGCCAAAUCGAUUCCUGGCCAAUACAUUAGUCACAAUCAAAUUAAAGCAAAUUCGAAAGCAAACAAGUUGGACAACAAAUCAAGUGAAAACUGUAUGCUUGUCAAGUCGAACCAGCAGCAACAGCAGCAGCCUAAUCAUCAAACUGCUCACACCAACAACCAGGCGGCAUCGUGUCAGAUGGUCGCUAUUCAGCAGCAUCAACAACAGCACCAUAAUCAGCACCUUUUGAACAAGAACAUUCACCCACAAACGAUCAACUCCAAAGGAACGUUCCAAAACGAAGAGCAACAGCAGCUAGGUCAACAGGACAAUACGAACAUUGUUGCGACCGAUAUCAAACAACAGCAGCAGCAGCAGCAGCAACAGCAGCAUGGAGGUGAGGUACAAGCCAUCGGUGGUUUUAAUUCCGAUGCGAAUUCGAAUUCAGUCCACAACAUGCACCAGUAUGGACAGUGUGAUUUGGAUGUAACCCAGUUGGGGUUGGAAUCUCCGGCUAGUAUUUCCACCGAUAUGACAGCUCAGAAUUCCGUCGAGAGUAUUCGUCCUGCAAGUGUUAUCCCACAUCAGGUUAACCAAUAUUCAGAUUGCUCAAUUCAGCAACAGCAGCAUCAAACACAAAUGCAACAGAUGAAUAUGCACACUCACGUACCAGCUUCAAGUCCACAGCACCAAACCAUGGCAAUAAUCAAUAAUCAAAGCAUUGAACAAUCCAACACUAGCGGGCGAGGGAAAGCUCAGUCACAGAUGCAACAUCAAAACAAUCGAACUUCUACAACAAAUCGUUCGUCUACACCCAAAAUAAGUAGAAAUACUGCCACUCCAGUUGGAAAUCAUCCUCAGCAACAGCAACAGCAGCAGCAGCAACAGCAACAACAAAGACAUCAAAACCGAGCUACUCCACCUGUGGGUAAUGCCUUGCAACCGUUAACCAGUCCUGGUCAGCAUCAACAGCACCAACAGCAGCAGCAGCAGCAACAACAGCAGCAACAGCAACAGCAGGCAAUGCAACAGCAAAAUGUCGUACAGCAUCAGCAUCAGUUGACGUUGCAGCAACAAAUGCACCAAUCGUAUGGUCACAUUUCGAACCACCAAAACCAUUCACAAAACAUGCAUCAAUCCGGCUACAUCACAUCACAGUUAGGAUUAUCUAGUCAAAGCUAUCCACAAUCGCCGACGUCAUACGGGAGCGUCCCCAUGACGACUGUGAUACAGCACAGGAUGUCCGGAAGCCACACGAGUUUGGCGACCCCCAACAGUUUGCACAGUCCGCACCAACGGUUGGGCCCGUCGCCGUCGUCUUGUGCGGUUUCUUCGGCUAAUAAUUUCUACAUCCAGUCAGGCAAUGUAAGCCAUACGCAGUCGCACACACCAAUACCGGCUUCGACACCAACGCCAACGCCCACUCCUACCCCAACUCCACAGAUGGAUAGCCCCUGUCAAGCCGGAAACAUUCAAGGAACCGUCAGUCAGGGAAACGUAAUCCAAGGUUCAUUAUCGUGCCUAUCCAAGUUGCAGCAACUGACGACUAGCGUGGACAUGGUAGGUCCGUCUUGUAAUACUCCUCCAACGGGAGCUGUAAACAUUACUCCUCCGCCGAAUCAUCACUCCCAUGUUGGUGGCUCGAUCACGCCGUCGCCGUCGCACAUGAGCAACCAAAAUGCGGUGAGAAACAUUUCGACUCCACCGGCAUCAAUACAAACUCAAAUGCCUUCGCUGAACUAUCACAAAUAUUACACCGGUAACAUGAACGUAGCACCGAUCACGGGGGCACAAAACAGUAGCGGCCGAUUGUCUCGAAACACUGCGUCUGCCCCAAUUCAACACAUGAGCAACAGUUCCAGCCGGGUCAGCCCUAACGUGGCCAUCAGUCCGAAUCUUAUGUCGCCUUAUAGCACACUGAAUACGUACCGAAUGUCGGCAGCACAAUCUUCAACCACUGGCGGUUACAUCGCAAAUCCGGCUGCCGGGUUCAUCAAUAAUGCUGCUCAAAUUCCGGUCCAAAUGGGUGUAAUGAACAUGCAAUCGCAAUAUCAAGACCCUUCGGCAAUUCAGAGAGCACAGCAGAAUUCGAUGUAUCCGGCGGCCUAUUCCGCCUAUUUACCUGCUAUGCGGCGAUAGGAGUAGCAGAAAUAGUGUGUUUUGUUAUGCACAAUCGUUUUAUUCGUAUCUUCUUUGGGAUCAGCUCUCUUCAACUUCUUGAUUGGAUUUAAUUGUUCUAGUUCAGCGAAUAAAGUGUGCUGAAAUACCUACUUCUGGAAAUAGUCAUAUGGCAAGUAUUCACUUAUCGUCGGUUUGUAUAAAAACGGAAAGAACAAUAUUGCAAGCGUACGCAACAUUUCGAAUCGUAAAAUAACUUGUAUGUAGUUAGUUGUGUAAGCAAAAAUAAAUUAAUAAUAGAGUUGUACAUUUGUAACAAACGUAA